Homalodisca vitripennis (glassy-winged sharpshooter) is the source of this 4234-nucleotide messenger RNA. Its product is annotated as protein Wnt-16-like. Gene Ontology annotation, biological process: neuron differentiation; canonical Wnt signaling pathway; cell fate commitment. Lineage: Eukaryota; Metazoa; Arthropoda; Insecta; Hemiptera; Cicadellidae. The transcript is spliced from 7 exons. The record is from RefSeq and is a predicted model, not a curated record. Gene Ontology annotation, cellular component: extracellular region. Gene Ontology annotation, molecular function: cytokine activity; frizzled binding. The coding region runs from base 129 to 1286 and encodes 385 amino acids.
UUGUCGCACCGUCGCCGUGUAGUCGCUAUCGUUGGCAGUGGUGUUCUCGGUUGUGUGCGCGUAUCAGUCGCCGAUCCCGUACCAUGUAGCGCGCUUCAGUCGUUAUGUCAGUCAGCAAAUGAAGUGUCAUGUGCGUCCUGCUGUUAUCCUGGAUCCUGUUGCUCCUACUUCAAGCGACCACGGCCGCCCAACCCAACUGGAUGUACUUGGGCCUGGUGGGGGUGGGUCCACCCAUGCAACAGCACCCCAGUGCCGGCACGGACUUGGAGGACCCGGAGUUGGCCGAAGCGAGGGCUGUGUGUGGUGCACUUCCAGGCCUGGUGGCACAGCAGAUCGAGGUGUGCAUGGCACACCCAGGCACCAUCCGGAGUGUCAGUGACGGCGCUCGCCGAGGAAUAGAAGAAUGCCAAUUCCAAUUCCGCAACGAGCGCUGGAACUGCACUACCAGCGUAGACGAGCAAAGUGUCUUCGGAUAUAUUCUUGAAAGAGGAAGCAAGGAAACAGCGUUCAUCUACGCAGUGACAAGCGCUGGUGUGGUGCAUGCUGUGACUCAGGCCUGCAGCUCCGGGAAUCUGACGGAAUGUAGCUGUGACGCAGGCAAGCAAGGACAGGCGACCCCUGAAGGCUGGAAGUGGGGAGGCUGCAGUGACAAUCUUCAGUAUGGAGUAAACUUUGCUCGCAAAUUUGUGGAUGCGCCAGAGAGGAUAAAGUCCACAGGUUUGUCUGUAAAAAAUAAAAAAUCCUGGAGUGUGAGGGUCCGAAUGAAUCUUCACAAUAAUGAAGCAGGAAGACAGGUGGUUGCGUCUCUAAUGCGAAUGCAGUGUCGAUGCCAUGGUGUCUCCGGCUCCUGCGAGCUCAAGACUUGUUGGAAAACAAUGCCCUCUUUCAGUGAAGUCGGAGACACGUUGAAACGCAAAUAUCGACAAGCGGUUCAGGUGUCUAGGGGAGUUAUAACAGGAUCUGUUAAAACCAAAGGAAAGAAGCGAUUACGGCGCAAAAGCAAACAAAGCAGGAGAUUACCAGUGGCAAAGGGAGACCUGGUGCACAUUCACAAGUCACCGAACUAUUGCGUGCAGGACCCGGUCAAGGGGAUACCUGGUACUCAGGGACGUGAGUGCAAUAAGACCUCAACUGGACCUGACUCGUGUGACCUCUUGUGCUGUGGGCGAGGUUAUAACACUCAGGUAAUGAAAUACGUGGAGAGGUGUCAUUGCAAGUUUGUAUGGUGCUGCUACGUCAAGUGCAAGACCUGUGAGACCCAAAUCGAUCGUCAUACGUGCAAAUAAUUCUCAUGUAUCGCUGUCACAAAUUAGUUAAGUAUUAAUUUAAGAUAGGAUAAGAUGUGUGCAAUCACAUGUGUUUUUACUGUCAUCGACAUUUGCUUGGUUAUGUAUCAGAUCAACGUUGCGCCUGCAGUAGGUUUAGAAGAAACUUAGUGUAUCGGUGUUCCCCACCACAUCAGCCGUUCUACCUCUUGUCUUGUCUCUUUUCCUCUACUUUGUCAUUUUCGAGUCGUUUGCCUCCUUCUAAUUGUGCACAAAACUUUGUUUUAAAACUGUCUUUCCACAAAUUAGUCUGUAAUUAAUUAAUUGGAGUGUGUACGAAACUCAAAUGGUUUUCCCGUAUUUGGAAAUUUCAAUUAAUUUGUAACCUCACGCUUUUUGCAAUUUUUAAGGCCCUCAAACUUUUAAGACUGUACUUAUGGCUGUAGUCUAUUCAUAAUUUUUAGAUUAAGCUAAAUCUGUAUAUAAAAUAAAUUCAGAAAUGUUUUAAAUGGAAAAGGUUUCUUCAGCUGUACAGCCUUAGUACUGUGAGCGGUAUUACCUGGAAAGCGGUUGCGAGGUUUCAGGCCAUUGAUGCUGUUGUUUAUUUAUUUGUAUUGGUAUAAUUUAUUAUUACUUUAUAAAUAGUGGUCAGUAAUCUGAUCUGUUACGUAAAAUACUCAACAAUUAUGGUGAUUGGGCGUAAAUAUGAAAUAUGGAAAAUUCAAAGAAAGUUUACUUGUUGUUGCUGCUUAGUAGAAAUCUGAAUAAACAGACUAGCGAUGUAACAUUAUUACCAGAUAGUGGGGGACCUGCUAUAAAGUUUUGUCUCAACCAAAAUGUAAAAAUUCAUCAUCAGGUUAAGCAAACAAAUUCACCGCUGGAAAAGUUAAAAAAACACAUAGGAGUAUUCUACAUGAUGCAACUGGCUGUUGCCAUCCCGGCAUUUAUUUUGGGUUAAGGCAUCCAAAAUAAAUGUGUGUUUCGGCCCUGUACAAAAAUGGGUAGUCCAAAAUUUCAGCUGAGUAUAUAAUAUCUAAAAUGUAAAAGCAUCAAAUUUAUAAAAUUAUUUUAAAUAUAUCUUUUAAUGUUUAUUUUCAAUAGUCAAUUAUGUAAUAUAAUACAUAUGAAAUGGUACCUUAGUGAUAACAGAAAUCCUGAUAAACUAAUAUUUAAAAACUGUUAUUCUCUUAAACUUAUAAUUUGAUUUUAUCUUUUACACUGCUUGGUAAAAGAAAAAUCUGACAAGACAGACUUGGUAGGUAACAGGAUUUUUACCAUUGUUCAGUAAUACUACAUUUCGAGAUCAUCAAUCUGACCUUUUUUUCCUGUUGGAUAACUAAUCUAACACUCUAACAACAAUCUAGGUUAAAAUAAAGAAAUCAUAUAGAAGUGCUGUGCGACAUGUAAGUCAGAAAUCAUGACAAACAUGUGUUUCAACUUCGCGCACACUAUCUCCAAGACAUGAACUUAAUAAAACAAACAUUAAUUGUUAAAACUAAACUAAUGAAUACAGGUCACAAUAGGUCUGUAAGCAAAAUCCAAGCGCUGAUAUGGCUAACUGUAUCACUGAACAAUGGCAAAUGUCAGAGAAAAUCCUUUUACCUUCACGAUCUUUCCGUAGUUAAAAACAAACAUAAAACAAAAUAUGGUUUUUAAAAAUUUAUAAACGUAUUUUUGAUCAAUACGUAAAACAUACAAAUCACAGAAAAGCGACAAAUUCUUUUCAGGACACGUAGUUUGUAAUGUACACCAGAAAGCGUAAAUUUGUGUAUUAAAACUAUAUAUGUCUCUGUUGUGAAAUUUUGUAACUGUAGAUGUUUUAAAUGUUGCAAAAGUUGAGUUUUUCUUAUAACUACAUCAUAUUUUGGCACACACUUAUGCUAAGAUCAACAUGUUGCAUUACUGACGAUGAAACAAGGACUCACUUUAGUGAGAAUAAGACAUACUGUAGCCACUCCGUUUCAAAUUUGGAUCAGCAAACGAAUUUUCGCUGUCCAUUCACGACAGCAAAUAUUACUACUAUUACAACAAAUUAUCUUACAACAUCAAAUGUAUACUGAGGUUAAAUGUACACUAUUUUAUUUAUGUCAUUAUACUAACAUUUAGUUGACUUAUGUGACAAAGCCUAUUGUAACAUAUGUUAUUUAACAGCAAUAAAGAAUUUGAAUUGAAUUGAAUACUCAAGUUGUCAAAGAGUUUAACAUCAUACAUAUUCAGCUCAUAUCACAAAUCAGCUGUCACAUUUACAUGUAUGUUUUCAUUCAUUACCGAAAUUUACUUGAGGAAGUUUCUUGCAGAAACAAUGGAAAUGUCACGUAUUGCAUAAUAUUGUCAUUACGAGAGAUAAGGAGGUUUCCUUUUUUUUAUUGUUAUUCGAUAUCUAAAUCUGUGCUGAGCUGAUAAUGAGAGAAAGAGAGACUGACAAAUUUGAAAAAAUUUAUCGCAUACAAGUAAAAUUAUUUGUUUGCAAAAUACAAUUUAAAAAAGCCCACUCAUAAAUCAAAUACAAUUAUAAUCUGUAAUAAUUACUAUUGUAAUCUACUUCAGCCAUACUGAACAUAACUCUAAGCACUAAUUUACUGUAUUUUUAGUUUUAUUAUGUACAAAGCGAAAGUGUGUAUAAUGGGUAAAUGAAUUUAACUGUAAUUUAAAUAUUUAUUUUUACAGGAGGCAAAUGAAACAGUAGUUGUAGAAAAGUUUUAUUUUACUGUAAUUUCACCCUGUGUGAACUCUUUUGUAAUUAUAUUAUUGUAACCCUGUACGUCAAUAACAUGUAAAAUUGUACAAGUUCCUUCUACUACUAAGGACAUUAUUUCUAGAUUUAAUGCAUUUUAAUUAUUAUAUUAUUAAGAACAGUAUUUAAAAUUUAUAAAAUAGAUUUUAAAGUGUAUCAAUUUGUGAUUCAUAUAGUUUUAAACGAUGUUUUCUUCUUAAACAUUCUGUAAAAAUAAUAAAUUGAUCUUUUGAUA